AUGGCAAGAGGAGGAGGAAGAGCAGGACGUCAUGGCCAAGGUGGCCGUGGAAGAGGAGGAGGAAGAGGACAACCAAGUCGCCCCCGUGGCAGAGCCUACACUCGCAAAGAGUUUGAAACUGUGUUUGAAGUUCUUCGAGUGUGGCUUCCUAUCACUGCUCCUGAAUGGAUGAAAUGUGCUGAUCUCAUCAAUCAGAAACUUGAGCAGCCUCGUCCAUGGGACUCCAUUCGCCAGAAAUUCAACAAGUUGAUCUGUGCAGUUGAACCUUCAGGUGACACUGAACCUGGUUGGGAAGUUCUUCAAGCCAGGAGCAUAGCUGCAGAGAUUGGGAUCCGAAUGGAUGGAUCAAGUGGAGGGUCUGAUGAUGAGUUUGUUGCCGGCGGCAGUGAUAGUGACAAUGAUGAUGACAGUGGUGAAAAUGGUGGCAAUAGCAAUGGCAACGACAACGACAACGGAGGCGUUGCCACAAACCACCAAGACAAUAAUAUCAACGGAGAGGCCUCCAAUGAUACUGGCGAGACUGCAAAUGAUGGCGAAGCUGAGGCUUCUAGAAAUUGCGAGGGUGCUGCUGAAGAUGACAAUAUGCUGGACGAGGCACAAAGGCUCCAGGCACAAAUGGAUCGCUACCGUGCGGCUGCAGAAAGUUCUUCUGAGGAUGAAGAAAUCACACGGUUGCUUCAAGCUGGACUACCAAGCGUCAGCCUUGGUCCAUCUUCAGCUUUGAGAUCAACUUCUCCCACCCCACAGGCUGGUGGACGAUCCAAAUCAACUUCUCCCACCCCACCAGCUAGUGGGCGGUCCAAAUCAAAUUCUCCCACCCCACCAGCUGGUGGAAGCCCAGUGACAAUGGGAGAUAAAGUUUUUGGUUUUGCACCCCUUUCCCGGCCACCUCCUUCCAAGAAGUCUAAGAAGGAAGAUCCUGUAGCUUCAGCUAUUACUUCAGUUGCUACAGCCGCCAUGGAUGUCUAUCAAAAGACUGAGUCAAUGAAGAAUGCAAGAUACGAGCGCGAGGCCAAAGAUAGGAAUGCAAGACAAGAUCGCGAAAUGAGAUUGCAGAUUGAACAAGCUAGACAAAAUGAAGCAAGAGCAGAACGCCAAUUCAGAAUGCAGUUGGAACAAACUUGCAUGGAGAUGCAACUCCAGAUGCAGCAGAGCCAGCAACAGAUGCAGAUGUUUGCACUCCUUGCUGGUUCUUCUACUGCCUCAAAUCCUGUGAACCCUUUCAGCAGCCCCACUGCUCCUGGUGGCAGAAACAUGCCGAGCCAGCUUCUUUCAGCCUCAAUGGAAUUGCAGACCCAAGAGGCAACACAAGAAACCAUUGUCGGUACUGUGGAGUCGCCUCUUGCUGUUAUUGAUACUGAAGUUGAAAAUAGUGACAUAUCAACAGUGUCCAGUGUUUAUGAUACCUUUGAUCCUUCUCAUCAGAAGCAACAUUACUACCAGAAGAGCAAGAAGUUGACUGGAAUCAACAAGAUUACUCCUCCAAAGGAUGCUCCAAAGGGCCCUCCAAAGAAGUAG
Cylindrotheca closterium is the source of this 1518-nucleotide messenger RNA. NCBI's taxonomy places the organism in Eukaryota, Bacillariophyta, Bacillariophyceae, Bacillariales, Bacillariaceae. The record is from the annotation of a GenBank genome assembly.